AUGGGAAAAAUGGGAGAAGGAUCAUGUUCUGAAGAAGAUUUGUUUGAUUUAUUGAAUCAGUUCGAGCAUAUUCUUGAGUCUGACCCUCUCAUUGAUGAAGUAGGGUUUAUUCAUCCCUCACAGUUCACUCUGCUGAAUAAAGAAGCAGGUUUCUCCAGUGAGGUCCAGCCUGAUAACAGAACCUGGAGAAGUUUCUGGAAUCAGGAUCACAAACUUGGAAUAUCGACCGAUGUACUUAUUCGAUUAUGUAAAGAUGCAAAACAUGUGUUUCUCACUGCAUUUGAGGCGUACAAAUGCGAUGUAAAAGCAUGUAGUGAGUCUUGUUCCAUUUGUACUCUUGAGAGCGAAGUCAUGAAGCAUAGCCAAUCUGUUUUAAUGUUAAGUUCAGACUUUGGAACUGCAUGGAAUGCUAGGAAGUUGAUCUUGUCGAAAAAGGAUCAACCUUGUGCAUUCACGGAAGAACUUCGUCUUUCUCGGCUUAUUCUUUCAAAUUGUCCAAAGAGUGAGGCAACAUGGAGCCACAGAAGAUGGAUAAUCAAGAUGAUGGCUCAGAGAUUUUCCACACCACAAGAGAUUAUCACCAAAGAAUCUGAGCUAGUGGAAGCAGUAGGCGAGAGAUCAAAGAUGAACUAUCGUGCAUGGUAUCACCGUUGCUGGUUGGUUUCCUACAUGACAAUUGAGCAGGUGCUACAGGAGUUGAACAAAUCUAAAAGGUGGGCAGGGCUUCAUGUAGCAGACAGUUCUUGCUUCCAUUAUCGCAGACGGCUGAUGCUCAAGAUUCUGGAGCCGCUCAACGUGAAAGGAAGCACUGCUUAUGACAAAACUGAGGCACAUAAGAUCUGGAUGGAAGAGCUUGAUUGGAACAAAGAAUUGGUAGAACGUUACGUGGGACGAGAGGCUUUAUGGCUUCAUCGGCGCUUCCUCUCUCUUAAUUGGAUAAUGUAUUUUGCUUGCAAUCAUUCAGAUGUUCCAUCUGAAACCGGACAGAGUAUUAUUAUGAAUGAAGAGACUGUCAACUUCAUAGACAAUGAAAUCCUUCUUCUAGAAUCUUCUAUGACGAUUCCGGAUACCAAGUUUGAAGAUUUUCAAGCUCAAGCACUGCAUGCUGCUGCAUACAUGCUAUGGCUGACAAAGCAUAUUCCGGAGUUGUGGAGAAUGCUCGAGGAGAAGCUUGGAACAGAGAAACUCAAGUGUGUACUAAGCACAAUUGCUCAAGAGAGAUCUUCACUUUUGCAUCAUUUGGUGAACCAUACGGUUAAUCUUGCAUAA
Molecule: messenger RNA, 1269 nt
Organism: Arabis nemorensis
Lineage: Eukaryota; Viridiplantae; Streptophyta; Magnoliopsida; Brassicales; Brassicaceae
Source: the annotation of a GenBank genome assembly